UCCUUCCCGGCUUUCUCUGCCUUCUCCUUGUGCCCUGGGUUACGGCUGUAGGUGACCCUUUCUCCAACCCCAGGGGGCCGGUGGCAGGCGCCCAUGGAGAGUGCUGAAGGUGCCGAGCAGCACGCGCCCGAGCGGAGCGGUCCAGCCGAGGGGCCGGCCCAGAGCACGGCUCCGCAAGGGCCCCGGCAAGACCAGGGGCAGCCCCUCUAUCACGAGGAAACCAUUGAUCUCGGUGGAGACGGGUUCGGGUCAGAAGACUCGAAUAACUUAGUGGACAAGCUCGAUGAGCCCAUGAUGGAGAGCGUCCUCAUCUCUGAUUCCCCGAACAACAGCGACGAUGGCGCGGGGGACCUGGGUUGUUUGCAGGAUGUCGUGGAGACUGCGGAAGGCGGCGCAGAUCACAGACGGGAAAGCGUCGUAGAUGAAGAAGCGCUGGACGCUCUGAGUGAUGACGGUGAAAGUGAUGGAGAGGACACACCUAAAGACGUCUCGGACAUGACCUCCGACAGCAGAGCAUCGUUGAAGGAAGACCCAGAGCAAGAGGAGGUGAAAGACCUGCCCACCUUUGAGCACGAGGGUGCAGAGGACUUGGGCCCAGGGGACGCGAGGGCGCCCGCAGCGGGGCCGGCAUCAGGACUGUCCCCCCGGCAGCCGUCCCCCAAAGACGAGCCGGUGCCCAUGUGCACCAUCUUCAGCCAGCCGCCGCCCGCCGGCUCCCAGCCCCAGGUCCCGCGCGAUGGCUUCGAGUCCCAGAUGGUGAAAUCGCCCAGUUUCAGCGGCGCGAGCGAAGCGGCCGCCAGGACCCCUCCUCAGGUGGUCCAGCCGAGCCCCAGCCUGAGCAAAUUUUUUGGCGAUACAACCAGCACUAACUCCUUGGCCUCGGACUUCUUUGAUUCCUUCACAACCUCGACCUUCAUCUCCGUCAGUAAUCCCAACGCCAGCCCUUCGAUUCCAGAAAGCUUGUCUUCACUCGCCGCUACCCCAGUGGGAGAAAACUCCCUGGGUUCUGCCGACCCUUCUUACUCCCCAGGGACGGAAAGAUCGGAGUCAGGUGUUUCCACAGCUUCUCUGGAAAUUCCUCAGUCUCCAAAACCGUUUUCGCAGAUCCAGGCUGUGUUUGCCGGGAGCGAGGACCCCUUUGCCACCGCCCUGAGCAUGAGCGAGAUGGACCGGAGAAACGACGCCUGGCUUCCCGGGGAGGCGACCAGGAACGUGCUGAUUUCAGUCACCACCCAGCAGUACAGCACGGUGUUCGUGGACAAGGAGGGCCUCACCAUGCCGGGCCUCAAGUUCGACAACAUCCAGGGAGAUGCAGUUAAAGACUUAAUGCUUCGCUUCCUGGGUGAAAAAGCUGCAGCAAAGAGACAGGUCUUAAACGCCAACUCGGUAGAACAGUCUUUUGUUGGAUUGAAACAGCUCAUUAGCUGCAAGAACUGGAGGGCAGCCGUGGACCUGUGCGGGCGGCUCCUUACGGCCCACGGCCAAGGCUACGGCAAGAGCGGGCUGCCGACCAGCCACACCGCCGACUCCCUGCAGCUUUGGUUUGUGAGGCUGGCACUGCUGGUGAAGCUGGGCCUUUUCCAGAAUGCCGAGAUGGAGUUUGAGCCCUUCGGAAACCUGGAUCAGCCAGAUCUCUAUUACGAGUACUACCCUCACGUGUACCCUGGGCGUAGGGGCUCCAUGGUCCCCUUUUCGAUGCGGAUCCUGCAUGCGGAGCUUCAGCAGUACCUGGGGAACCCCCAGGAGUCGCUGGACCGGCUGCACAGGGUGAAGGCCGUCUGCAGCAAGAUCCUGACAAACUUGGAGCAGGGCCUGGCCGAGGAUGGCAGCAUAAACUGCACGGCCCACGAGAACAGACAAGCCUCCGUGCAGCUGUGGCGGUCCCGCCUGGGCCGGGUGACGUGUUCCAUGGCCAACUGUCUGCUGCUCAUGAAGGAUUACGUGCUGGCCGUGGACGCGUACCGCGCGGUCACCCAGUACUUCCCGGAGCAGGAGCCCCAGCUGCUGAGCUGCAUCGGCCGGAUCUUCCUCCAGAUUGGAGACAUAAAGACAGCUGAAAAGUACUUUCAAGACGUAGAGAAAGUAACACAGAAACUGGAGGGACUGCAGGGUAAAAUAAUGGUUUUAAUGAACAGAGCUUUCCUUCACCUCGGUCAGAAUAACUUUGCAGACGCCCACAGAUGCUUCACAGAGAUUCUAAGGAUUGACCCAGCAAAUGCGGUGGCCAACAACAAUGCGGCCGUGUGCCUGCUCUACCUGGGCCGACUCAAGGACUCGCUGCGGCAGCUGGAGGCCAUGACCCAGCAGGACCCGCGGCACUGCCUGCACGAGAGCGCGCUCUUCAACCUGACCACCAUGUACGAGCUGGAGUCGUCCCGGAGUCUGCAGAAGAAGCAGGCCCUGCUCGAGGCCGUGGCCAGCAAGGAGGGGGACUGCUUCAACACGCAGUGCCUCAAGCUGGCCUAGUUUCCCGCCUGACGCCCGAGCCGACAAACCCCCCGCCCUGGCGUCUGCGAGCCGGCCUUCUCCAUCCAGCCGAGGCCCAGGCCGCUCCAGCCGUUUGCACACGCGGGGUGAACGUAACCCGAGGGAGGGGGUCCAGGGCGCCUCGGCCCCUCCUGUGCAUUCCUGGAAGCUGACCUGCUUCGUGUGCUAAGCUGAGCCACGUAACACAAACCGUUCUCGCUCCGAGCCUGAAUGUUCUAGAGGAUCCAUAGAUAGAUAGAUAAGGGGGAAGAGAGACCGUUCGUCCCCACCCACGUCCCAAAGCUAACCACGUCCACUCCUCUGAUCCUUUCCCAGCCUGUGCUGGCACCCAGGACGGGCCUGGUGAAGGGUGAACGAACCCGUCCUUCCUCCUCCUGCAUGUGCACAUCAGAGGGAGCGGGGGCGGGGACGCCUGGGGGUGGGUUCUGGAGAACUCGGGCCCUACUGCACAGAACGAGGGCGGGCCUCACAGUGCAGACGUGUUCUCUCAGGUCUGAGGGUCAGGGCGUCUGCGGUCCUGUCUACACGGUCACUCCUCCUGCUUUUAAAGUCUCUGAAGUACCUGAGUGCUUCUUCACUAAAGAACUCUGGCCAGGGUCCUUUAAAUAUCCAGCUAUUCUAAUACACUUUAAAAUGGAACUCACUUUAAAGACUCUGAGAUAAACAUCUAUUGCGUAAAGCAAAGCGAAGCUGUAUUUCUGGUCAUUUUUGUAAUAAAGUAAAAACACAAAUGCAGCAUCUACUGGGCAGAUAGUCCCAAUGCAAUUGUUGAAGUACAGAUUCAUUACACAUUAAAAUAGGAGAAAAAGAUGAUGAGACCACCAAGAGGACUGUGGGAUACCAAGGAGGUUCUAAAAUCGUCUCUUUUCAAGAAGAAAAAUCAGAACUCCUUAGGUCUCAGAAGCCCCAAAAUACGCCAUUUUAAUUUUUUCACUUUGAGGGUUUUCCUUCGAAUCUGGCGGCAGGGGGUGGGAGGUGGUGGUAAACAAGGCUCGGCCUCCACCUUGAACCUGCGCGGGGCGGGAGGCGUCCGCUCGGAUCCCCUCGGAUUCCGGAACCGUCCUUCCUGGGUCCGCUGUGUACAGAGCGGGUAACACUGCACAGGAUCCCGGGGGCGGUGGCCAAGCCAGUCAGAAACCGGACUCCAGGUUCCCCAGUAAAUCGGUAUUUGCAUCCUGGACGCACCCUCCCCGACCCCCAUUCCCUUACGGGGGCAUUGAGACAGGCAGGGCGAGCGCUAAACCCCUGCCGUCUGGGGCUCGCUGGGGCUCCGCACAUUUGCAGAUCCUCAGAGGCAGCGAGGGAAGCGCGCCCCAGGUGUCUGUAAGGUCUGGGGUAACGGUUGUACUUUAUCUAGUUCACACUCCAUUUUCCUUUACCUUAAUUUCUUAAAAGAGUAAAUGCAUCAGGUAGUGCCGCGUGUGGUCUCCUCCAACACCCACGAGGUAGUUCUGGCCCAGGGGACGAGGCCGGGUCUGCACCCACGCCCUGGGCCCAGACCCAGGACCCCUCCGCCCAUCACACAGACUCCUGGGAAGCGCCCAGAAAGCUCUUCCCCCAGAGGCUCCCCAAAACUCACGGUUUGAAGCCCUCACCCCAGCGAGGCCGUCUGUGGAGAUGGGCCUUCAAGGAGGUGACACAGGUGAGACGAAGUCACAGGGUGGGGAGGAGAGGCCACGUGCGUACUCAGCCAUGGAGCGAGGCCUGGGAGCGGCCAGCCCUGUGGCACCUGGACCUCUGACCUCCCGCCCCCAGAGCCGCUGUCGGUGGCAUCUGUCACAGCAGCUGAGCUGGCAAGACACCCACUCUCCUCUCUGCGGUCCCUGCGCCAACGCUGUGGGCAGCCCGCGGGGGAGCAGGGCCCCUGCCACCGCUCGCCUCCGCCCUUCCGUGACCUGUGCCCUGGAGGGCUCGGGGCGGCCUGUCCGCUGUGGCACCCACGGGCCUGGGACGGUGUCUGCAGCCGGUGAGCCCAGGAAUGACUGAGCCAGCACGAGCCAGUCCGAGACGGGGCCAGCCCCCGCCCCCCCCCCAGCCAAAUGCUCACCAGGCGGGAGACCUAACAGUCCAUGAACCUCGCCGGGACGCACGCCCAGACCUGGCUUGUAGGAGCAGGAAGAGAUGAGCUUUUCUGGAAAAGGAGUUUGCAACUGAGUCAAAAUUUUACAGUAGGGGAGUGGUUUCACUAAUUGCCCCACAUUCCUAAGACGCGUUUAUGCAAGACCAUGUUUAAAAAGUUAAUGACAUGGAAAAGUACUCAAAAGAAAUGUGUAUUUACAUAAUAUGUGCAUAUGUUAACGAAAGGACUGAAAAGUAAUACUAGAUGUUAAAUCACAGUCACAGCAAGGAUGGGCACAAAGGCAUUUUUAUUUGCCCUUCUAUGACUCUGAACCUCACAUUUUUCCACAUUGUGUGUGUGUGUUUUGUUUUUAUA
This is a messenger RNA of Eubalaena glacialis (North Atlantic right whale), 4921 nucleotides long. RefSeq names its product trafficking protein particle complex subunit 12 (gene TRAPPC12). NCBI's taxonomy places the organism in Eukaryota, Metazoa, Chordata, Mammalia, Artiodactyla, Balaenidae. The record is from RefSeq and is a predicted model, not a curated record. Gene Ontology annotation, cellular component: Golgi apparatus; TRAPP complex. Gene Ontology annotation, molecular function: protein binding. The coding region runs from base 94 to 2466 and encodes 790 amino acids. The transcript is spliced from 12 exons.